This is a messenger RNA of Daphnia pulex (common water flea), 1231 nucleotides long. RefSeq names its product protein Asterix-like. Gene Ontology annotation, biological process: protein insertion into ER membrane. Gene Ontology annotation, molecular function: protein folding chaperone. The record is from RefSeq and is a predicted model, not a curated record. The transcript has 4 exons. Bases 819 to 1151 code for a protein of 110 amino acids. Gene Ontology annotation, cellular component: endoplasmic reticulum membrane. NCBI's taxonomy places the organism in Eukaryota, Metazoa, Arthropoda, Branchiopoda, Diplostraca, Daphniidae.
GAAAAGGUCUUCCUGCUGGGCGAGUCGAUCGUCUCAAGUUUGCAAGUCUUCAUUUUCUUGUUGUUGAAACUUUGGCAGAAACGGACUGACAGUUUUACGACGGAGAGGGGUGGUGGGGAGGUCAAGAUCUUGUGCACUGUGUGCAUGUAGAGUUGUUGUUUUGUGUGUGCGUGUGCGCUGGCGAUGUAGCAUGCAGGGCGACGGCACCGGAGUUUUCCCUAGUCAAUAUUUGUAGAAAUCGGAGGACGCGUCACUCUCUUGUGUGUGUCUAUGCGUGCAACAAGCAACCGGCCAACAGCACACAAAUAACGGCUGGUCGAGUCGAGUUGGUUCAGCUGUUGAACGUUGACAAGAACGAAAAAGGGAGAAAAAGAGUCGGAAAAAGUGAUGGCGAUGGUUCAGAGAGAGAGGAAACCAUGAAGGGAAUGAGAAGCAGGAGAAGGAGAGAUUGCAACUGUAACCAAAUUGAGAAUUUGAAACCGUCGCGUACAACAAGUAAGUUGCUGAACUGUAGAAGCUGCGUCAUCAAGGUCUACUCCGGGCAUCAAAUUGCCACACACACUUAUUCAAAUAAAGGCCGCGGAAAUUAUAGAGGAAGGAAUGCGCUUCGACGAAAAAAAAAAAACACCACAAUCUCUUUUUUAAAAAACACGCCACUUUGCUCGUGACCUUGUUUGAAGCUUGUUAUUUUCACCGCUAGAUGGCGUGAGCUCACUACGUCGAGGCAAAGAUUUUGACGUUGCCCGAUUGCGUCGUCUGAAGCAAAUAUUUUGGCUAAUUGAAUUACACUCGAUCGUCAUCCGGUAACUUUGAGAAAAAUGUUCGGCGUUAAUAACUCUUCUGAUUCGAGAAGAUCCGAUAAGAUUCACCGUUAUAAGGCAUCGGCUUUCAACCAGAAUCAAAAUGGAGAAGACUUGACUCCUGAUUAUAUGAAUGUGUUGGGUAUGGUUUUCAGCAUGUGCGGGUUGAUGAUGAGAUUGAAAUGGUGUGCCUGGGCUGCUCUGUACUGCUCUUGCAUAAGUUUUGCCAGUUCCAAAAUCAACGAUGACACCAAACAGAUCCUCAGCAGCUUCAUGCUUUCCAUUUCUGCUGUUGUCAUGUCUUAUCUUCAAAACCCAACUCCCAUGGUCUUACCCUGGUCAAGUGUUUGAAGAUCAUUAUCACUGAAACAAAAAAAAACAACCCUAAUUUGAAUAGAUUGCCCAAGAAUAAACAUUUUGAAUUCCUUUUA